Molecule: messenger RNA, 2158 nt
Organism: Culex quinquefasciatus (southern house mosquito)
Lineage: Eukaryota; Metazoa; Arthropoda; Insecta; Diptera; Culicidae
Product: glycoprotein-N-acetylgalactosamine 3-beta-galactosyltransferase 1
Exons: 8
Coding region: 581-1795 (404 amino acids)
Cellular component (GO): membrane
Molecular function (GO): N-acetylgalactosaminide beta-1,3-galactosyltransferase activity
Source: RefSeq, a predicted model, not a curated record
CAGAAUUAAUGCUGCUCUCCUUUCGUUGUCCGAGCAGCGAGCAGUGUUUUUCUAUGCUGGUUCGCGAUUUCGCAUAAAUCAACAAAAUAAGCUAGCUGUGAAAAUUGGAUGAAUUUAUUUGUGAAAUUGUGUCUAUCGUAAAGUGCAUUGCCAAAUGUGACCCGUGAAGUGUCGUGCUUUGUGGUGGUGCGCUUCAGAGAAGCCGGAAAGCGACUUUGCUUCUCGAUACCGACAACUUCCGGCCUUCCAGCUACCGGAGUGGUUUGUGUCUGGAAGAAGCCGAAAGCGAAAUGAUAUUAAAUUUAUAAUUGGCUGUGGCUGAGCUGAUCGCGCGUCGCUGGAUCUCUACAAUUUGAUGGAAAAUCAUCAUCUAAUCACAGCGACCUAAACCUCGCCCGGACACAACCAUUCAAUAGCUCUCACUAUAACGGAACGAAUUGAAAACCGCGCUCACGUGAGAAAAGAGUUGUGAACAGAUGGAAGUCUGCCGAAAUAGGUGCAAUAUAUUAGAUACGUUCUACAUCGAAACUAUUUUCCGCUAAGCAUCACGGUGGAUAGAAGAAGGCGAUAUUCUGCAGCCAUGAAGAUUACCGACUUAGGUGUCCGCAACCAUGGCCAUCCGCGAACGCUGGUCACCCUAAUCUUCGGCACGGUGCUCGGCUUUAUGUUCGCAACCUUUAUCACUUCGAGCACGUCGAAUCGUGCGCCGUGGCUGCCGGAAUAUUACCACUCCAAGGACGCUGCGCCGCCGAUAGUGAGUGAUCCGCACACGGGGCACGACCUGCGGGAUGCUGCGGGGCCGGAACAGGACGUGGGUUUCCACGGUGAGCACGAGGAGGCCCACGCGCACGAGAACAGCUCGCUCGCCAGUCAACUGUACAGGGAGGUGCGCGUUCUGUGCUGGAUCAUGACCAAUCCGAGCAAUCACAAGAAGAAAGCGCUGCACGUGAAACGUACGUGGGGCUCGCGGUGCAACAAGCUGGUCUUUAUGAGCUCGACUGCAGACCCACUUCUCGACUCGGUGCCGCUGCCAGUGAAGGAAGGCCGUGAUAACCUUUGGGCCAAGACGAAGGAAGCCUUCAAGUACAUUUACCAGCAUCAUCUGGACGAUGCCGACUGGUUCAUCAAGGCGGAUGAUGACACCUACGUAGUGCUAGAAAACCUUAGAUAUAUGCUGUACCCGUACUCGCCGAGCAUCCCGAUCUACUUUGGGUGCAAGUUUAAGCCGUUCGUCAAGCAGGGCUACAUGUCCGGUGGGGCGGGCUACGUCCUCAGCAAGACGGCCGUGAAGCGCUUUGUCGAGGAAGCUAUCCCGAACAAGAACUGCCGGCAGGACAAUGAUGGCGCAGAGGAUGUCGAAAUGGGCAAAUGUAUGGAAUUGGUCAAGGUGCUUGCGGGAGACUCCCGAGACUCCCUUGGUCGGGGUCGAUUCUUCCCGUUUGUCCCGGAACAUCAUUUGAUUCCGAACCACGUGGACAAAAAUUUCUGGUACUGGAAGUACAUUUACUACAAAACUGAUGAGGGUCUCGACUGCUGCUCGGACAACGCCAUCUCGUUCCACUACGUGUCGCCCAACCAAAUGUACGUACUAGACUAUCUGGUGUACCACCUGCGGCCGUACGGAAUCGUUGCCCACUCGCAGCCGCUGCCGAAGAAGCAAUCGCUAGCGGACGUGGUCCAGACGGACGAUCUCAGCAAAACGACGGAAAAGAGUCCGCAGCAGCCGGGGCAAGACGGAGAAGCGACGGAAACCAAAGAAAAACGCGAGGUGGAGGAUAAUUUACUGCUCGAAUAGUACUAACAACGGUACUACCUACCAACUAACCAUGAUGAUGACAACUAUCAUAGCUAUCUCAGUGGUCGAAUAGCUAACGGGUGCGAGUGAUUUGUUUUAUCCUUUUUAAAAAACUUUGAGUGAAUGAGAGUGAGCGUGUUGAUCAAACUAGUUCGUACGUACAAAGUGAAGUCUGUAGGCAUUUAAGCAUAAAGAAAGCCAUAUUAAUUCAUAUGUAUGCUGUAGGAAGCAAAUAUACCAAAGUUUUUUUUUCCUUUUUUUCCUAAGUGAGAGUACCAAGUGAAGAAGGCAACCCAUUCCUUAUCGAAAUGUGUAUCUAACGAAUCUCCGUAAUAAAAUACUUCAAUGCGUUUGAACCAAAUA